GGACGAGGUGCGAGUCGGUCAUGCAAGUUCACGAGACACUUUCUAAGUUCGCAGGUUGGAUGGGAAGAAUCAGAAGUGUCUGCAGCUUCAUCUGUGACACACUGGGACCUGAAGUUAAGCGACGAACCACGGAUUCAGGCAAAGCCUCUAGGGUGCCAUGUCUGGUGGCAGCAGUGCUAACAACAGCUGGACUAUACUCACUCCUGAGGAGACUGUCGCUGAAACCCUGAGGCCUUUGGCAGAGGGUAAAGAGCACCAUGAAGAAAGCCUUACAUCUGCAGCAGCUGUGUUUGAUGAAGCAGGUUCUGGGCAGAACCAGCCUGCACACAGUGCGGAGUCUGCAGACGGCCACCUGGUAUCAGAAGAAAAACGGUCAGAGCUGAGUGGAGACACAAGCGCAGAGCAGCACACCUCGGUUCCCACCGCUGCCCCUGUUCCCACCUCUUUGGAAGUCUCCGGCAGCUUCGUCCCUGGCAGUGAUGCGCUCAGCCAGUCAGAGGGCCUACCCGAGGGCCCGGCACAGUCCGGCCCUGACCCGGAUUCAUUUUCUGACUCCUACACCCACAUAACCCCCUCCCCUGAUGAGCCCCCGGCCUCGCUGCUGAGCACAGAGACUCUGGGAGGGGUGGAGUUCACACGGGAAGAAGAAACGCUCACACAGGAAGCAACACUGCAUCCGCUGAACGGGGAGGAGCUGCAAUAUGAAGGAGAGGAUUCAGACCUUUUUCCGAGAACGACUGACUUAGGGAAACAGGCAGUGUACUUGGUGGACCAGCUGGUUAUGGAAUUGUUCAGUAUCUGGGCCAGGAGGUCUGGAGAGGCUGUGGUUGACUCCCCUGUGGAUUCAGAGGUGGGUGAGGAGAGAACUGAGAAGACUGGAGAGGAGGCAGAGCCAGAGGUGAGGAGGAGGAGGUCUCUCUUAGCGGCCCUGGAGCGCAUCGGAAGGGCGGAGGAGGAAGAGGAAAGAGAGGAAGAGUUUCAGCUGCCACAGCGGGAGGAAGACAGCGGGUUCUCUGUGAACAAGUGCAUGCUGGGGGCAGUCAUUCUGUUAGGCCUUGGCGCCAUCUUUUUGUCAGGUGUCUUCAUGGACCUGGAUGAGGAGAGUGACUAUGGUACAAUGGAGCUGAAAGAUGCAGAGGCACCAGGAAAACAGGAGUGGCUUAAUCCAGAGGUUCCUCCACCCCCAGUAGAUGCUGACAGUGCAGAGCUUCUAAAUAAGUUAGCCAAAGGGAACCAGCAGAUUUCUGUGCUACAAGCCCAGCUUCAGGCACAGAAAGAAGAGCUAAAAGUAUCCGUGGGACAAGCAGCAGAGGGAGCAAAGGAGCGGCUGCGGAGAGAGGAGGUGGAGAAGGAAAACAGUAGGUUGAAGAAAGAGAUGACAUCUCUCCCUGUCCUUCAGAAAGAGAACGAGAGGAUGAAGAGAGAGCUGGAGUCUGUCCCUGCCCUACACAAAGAACUAGAAACUCUGAGAUCCACUGUGACUGAAUUAAGACUCCCCUCAGCAGCCAGUGAGGUGGCUCAAGCUCCUGCGACGCUCACCACAGCGCCCUCCAGUGGACAGCCAGAGGACAGCACGCAGGGCACAGCUGGAUCUACAGAGAGACAGCCCAAGAAGCCAUGGGAUGACCAGAGGGAGAAAAAGAAAGAUGUGAAGAAGGAUAAGAGUGGCAAGAAGGAGGGGAAAGAGAAUUCUGAAUGGAAAGAAGGGGAGAAAAAGGAGCACAAAGAUGGAGGUAAAUCAGAAUGGAAAAAGGGGAAACAUGAGCAAGGAAAGUUUGAAAAGGAGAAAGAUAAGGAAGGUACGAUAAGGAAACCCAGUGAUGAGACAAAACAAUGGAAGGAGAAAGAAUGGAAGAAAGAAAAGGCGAGCAGAGGCGAUGAAGGAAAACCAUGGAAGGAUAGGGAAGAGAAGAAAGAGUGGAUAGAAAAGAGUGAGAGAAAAGAAGGGAAGGAGGAGAAAGACUGGAAAAAAGCAAAGCAUGAGAAAGUGAAGGAGGGUAAACAAUGGAAGGGUAAGGAGGAGAAUAAGGAUUGGAAGCUGGGAAAAGACCACGGAGAGAAGCACAAGGGUAAGGAGGAAUGGAAGCGAGAGAAGGAAUGGACGAAGGGGAAAGAUGGCGUCAAGGAAAGUGGCAAAGAGGAGAAGAAAGAGUGGAAGAAAAAAGAAGGUGACUGCAAGAGUAAGAGCAAAGAUCACAGUAAAGAAGGGAAAGGAAAGGGUGAAAGGAAACAGUGGGAAGAGAGGAAAAAUCAAGACAGGAAGGAGGAGAGGACACAGCGGAGCGAGAACAAGGGGAAGAGUAAAGAUGAUAAGGAGUGGGGGAGGAAAGAUGAGAAGAAACAGUGGGAAAAGAGAGAAGAGCCGUGGAAGAGGGGAGGAGAGAAAGACAAGAAACACAACGGAGAUCGGAAAAAGGAUGAAUCGGGCUCCCAGAAACACAAAGUUGAGCACAAGUCUAACGGUAAUCGCGGCCACAAGGAAGAGCACCUGUGGGGAGACGGGAAGCCUCCUCACACACACAGCCGACCCUCCCUGGAACAGCCCGAGUACUGGGUCCAGCAGAGAGACCGCCUCCAGCGCAACCACAAACCACCAAAGCAGUGUAACUCAUUGGAGACCUGCGCUGAGGCUGAGGGUCUGCUCCCCGUCCCCCUCGUCGAGUUUGAGGCCAUCCUCCAGACUUACCUAGCCAAAGCAGAAAAGGCGGGAGUGGACGUUUCCAAAAGAGAAGAGCUCAAAAAGCUCGCCGGGGAAUUCUUCAAGGACGGAGUCUUUGUCCACGACCAGACGAGCUUUCAAGAGUUCGUCGAGGACUUGGAAGAUAUUUUGGAAGACAUGGUGGAAGGAGACGACGAGGACGAGGACAGCGCCCUCGAGGAAGAAAUGGAGGAGUUUGAAAGAGAAGUCAUGAAAAAGUUUUCAGUGCCACGAGCUGUAGAGGAAGAGGAGCGAUCCAGAGGGGAGGGGAGGAAGGAGAGCGGACAAGGACGUGGCUGAUGAAGUGAUGGAAUUGAUCUGUCAAAAGUAGCUUAAGAGCAGUCAUGAGGGAUGAGAGGUUAUUCAAAGGGAACAUUUUAUAUUGGACCACAAACGCUUACAAGUAUACAUUUAUCAUCCUGUCACAGAUUCUUACAGGAUCUUAUUUUACCCCUUUACAUCUGUUGUUCAACUUAAAAUGUCAUUUCACUGUUGUUGGUCGUUUAGUAUUUGACCUGACACACACACACACAUUAGUCCUUGACAAUGGAGAAAGUGCUCGCGUCUACAUAAUGACUUAAGGUAGAAGAUUAGAGGCUUCACAUACAAGUUAGGCACAAUGCAUACAUUACUUAGCCUCCGUGUGCGCUUUCUUCUAGUGUUCAAUCCAUAGAAAAAAAGAGCACAUCUAUGUUUUUAUUUUACUCGUGAGUUCUUAAAUUGAACAUCCGUUUGUGUGAAAGUCAUUUCUGCACACACUGCUACAUUCUCCCUUCGCCUGCGGGAGAAUAAACCUGUUAGCUUGAUAGGAAUGUUGAUUUGACUCUCAUGCAAGAAUAGAUACUGUAUAGUCUUAUUCCCACACCACACCUCUCCCUCUGCAAACUGCACUGAUGUACCUGUAUGCUGUACCUACAGUGUGCCGUCUUUAUGUAAUUCAUUGCUUUUAGCCUGGCACUUAAUGUCCGACUGCUGAAAAAGGUUUAGUGAAUAUGUGAAAUUAGAGUCUGCAUUGCUUUUGUUUUGAAUGUUUGUACAUAUUGCAUUAAACUAUGCUUUCAGAAAUAUAUACAUAACUUAUUUCAUAGAGAUUGGCAUAAUAUAGAUGCAUAUAUAAUUGUUAGUGGCACAUAAGAUAUCACCAUGUAUGUUUCAGGUACAGAACCCGUGCACUGAAAUGUCCUUAAUGAUUGUUUUAUCAUGAAUGUAACAUUUGCUUUUAUUUAUAAGGUUGUUUGUUGCCACUGAGGUCAAAAAAGAGUUUUUAAAAAAGCAUGCUGUCCUUGCUUUCUGUUUACACGCUUACUUAUUAAAUGUUUCUGAUUCAAGGGCCGAACAGCCACAUGAGAGAUUAUUUUUCAGAGGGUGCAGAAUCACAUGCUGUGUCUGUUCACAAGAGCAUUAUAAUAAAUUUGGUUCAUCCCUGUGAUUUUAAAUAA
This is a messenger RNA of Cottoperca gobio, 4137 nucleotides long. It is a transcript of the gene pbxip1b, whose product is annotated as pre-B-cell leukemia homeobox interacting protein 1b. Gene Ontology annotation, cellular component: membrane. The transcript is spliced from 12 exons. Bases 158 to 2998 code for a protein of 946 amino acids. NCBI's taxonomy places the organism in Eukaryota, Metazoa, Chordata, Actinopteri, Perciformes, Bovichtidae. The record is from RefSeq and is a predicted model, not a curated record.